GGCGAGGUUUUGAUUGCGAGUAGGAAGCUUUUUUGCACUCUACCGGGGCUGCAGUUCAGGCUGCUGACACGGGGCAAGUAGCAGACGGAAGAGAGCUAGCGAGCGAACAAGUCACUGCAGCUGCUGCGGCUGCCGCCGCCGCUGCCUCAGUGAGUCGGAGCAGAGGCGUCUGGAGCUCGGCUGCGCUCGGAGCUCAGCCCGGGUGCGCCGCCGUGGCAGCCUAGCCCUGCCUGACCGCCCCGCUCCGGGCAGGGGAUCCCCGAACCUUCUUCCACUGCGGCACAUACCUCUCUCUCGGAUAGUGUUAGAGGAAGAAAGGGGGUGCCCGUAGCCCACCGGCUGUGUCCCGGGAGGACGACGAGGAAGAGGAAGCCUCGGUAGCUCUAGCAUCCCUCUCUCUCCCAGCCCGUCUCAGUCCUGGGCUCUGUCGGGCAUGGAGCCUUGGAGACAAUGCGCUCAGUGGCUCAUCCAUUGCAAGGUGCUGCCCGCCAACCACCGGGUGACCUGGGACUCUGCCCAGGUGUUUGACCUGGCUCAGACGCUCCGCGAUGGGGUUCUGCUCUGCCAGCUGCUCAACAACUUGAAGGGUCACUCCAUCAAUCUCAAGGAGAUCAACCUGAGGCCCCAGAUGUCCCAGUUCCUCUGCCUGAAGAACAUAAGGACUUUUCUAGCAGCUUGUUGCGAGACAUUUGGGAUGAGAAAAAGUGAACUCUUCGAAGCUUUUGAUUUGUUUGAUGUUCGGGAUUUUGGAAAGGUCAUAGAAACACUGUCAAGGCUUUCUCGUACACCUAUUGCAUUAGCCACAGGAAUUAGACCAUUCCCUACUGAAGAAAGUGUCAACGACGAAGAAAUCUACAAAAGCCUUCCUGACUUAAUAGAUGAAACCCGUGCAGAUGAUGAAGAAGAUUUGUAUGACUGUGUUUAUGGAGAAGAUGAAGGGGGAGAAGUGUAUGAGGACCUGAUGAAGGCUGAAGAAGCUCAGCAGCCGAAGUGUCUAGAAAAUGACAUCCGAAGCUGCUGCCUUGCAGAGAUCAAGCAGACAGAAGAGAAGUAUACGGAAACAUUGGAAUCAAUAGAAAAAUAUUUCAUGACACCACUGAAAAGAUUUCUGACAGCUACAGAGUUUGAUACUGUAUUCAUCAACAUUCCUGAACUGGUGAAAGUUCACCGAAGCCUGACGCAAGAGAUUAAUGACUCCAUUGCCAAUAAAAAUGAUCAGAAUUUAUAUCAAAUUUUCAUUAACUACAAGGAAAGAUUAGUUAUUUAUGGGCAGUAUUGCAGCGGAGUAGAGUCAGCCAUCUCUGGUUUAGACUUUAUUUCUAAGACAAAAGAAGAUGUCAAGUUGAAACUCGAGGAAUGUUCUAAGAGGGCAAACAAUGGGAAAUUCACGCUUCGAGAUUUGCUUGUGGUUCCUAUGCAGCGGGUUCUAAAGUAUCAUCUCCUGCUCCAGGAACUAGUAAAACACACAACUGAUCCCCUUGAGAAGGCAAACCUCAAACAGGCCCUUGAUGCAAUGAAGGACUUGGCACAAUAUGUAAAUGAGGUGAAGAGAGACAAUGAGACCCUCCGUGAAAUAAAGCAGUUUCAAUUAUCCAUAGAGAAUCUGAAUCAGCCUGUCUUGGUGUUUGGAAGACCUCAGGGAGAUGGGGAAAUCAGAAUAACAACUUUAGACAAACACACCAAACAAGAAAGGCAUAUCUUCUUGUUUGACUUGGCAGUCAUUGUGUGCAAAAGGAAAGGUGAUAACUAUGAGAUGAAGGAAAUAAUAGAUCUUCAGCAGUACAAAAUUGCCAACAACCCUACAACUGACAAAGAAAACAAAAAGUGGUCUUAUGGCUUCUAUCUCAUUCAUACACAAGGACAAAAUGGACUGGAAUUCUAUUGCAAAACAAAAGAUUUGAAGAAAAAAUGGCUUGAACAGUUUGAAAUGGCAUUAUCUAACAUAAGGCCAGACUAUGCAGAUUCAAACUUUCAUGACUUCAAAAUGCACACUUUCACGCGGGUUACAUCCUGUAAAGUCUGCCAGAUGCUUCUGAGAGGAACAUUUUAUCAAGGCUAUUUAUGUUUCAAGUGUGGCGCCAGAGCACACAAAGAAUGUUUAGGAAGAUUAGACAAUUGUGGCAGAGUUAAUUCAGGUGAACAAGGGAAGCUCAAACCUGAGAAACCACCCAAUGGACUUCGAAGACUCCCUAGACAAAUGGAUCCAGGCCUACCGAAGAUGCAGGUCAUUAAGAAUUACACUGGAAAUCCACAACCUCCACUACAAGAAGGACCUCCCUUGCACAUCCAGCUGGGGGAUACAGUUGAGCUUUUGAGAGGAGAUGCCCAUAGCUUAUUCUGGCAGGGAAGGAACUUAGCAUCAGGGGAGAUUGGCUUCUUUCCUAGUGAAGCAGUUAAGCCUUGUCCAUGUGUGCCCAAACCAGUAGACUAUUCUUGCCAACCAUGGUAUGCAGGAGCAAUGGAAAGACUGCAAGCAGAGACUGAACUUAUUAAUAGGGUAAAUAGUACUUACCUUGUGCGACACAGGACCAAAGAGUCAGGAGAAUACGCAAUUAGCAUUAAGUACAAUAAUGAAGCAAAACACAUCAAGAUUUUAACAAGAGAUGGCUUUUUCCACAUUGCAGAAAAUAGGAGAUUUAAAAGUUUAAUGGAACUUGUCGAGUACUAUAAGCAUCAUUCUCUUAAAGAAGGCUUCAGGACUUUAGAUACUACUCUUCAAUUCCCAUACAAGGAGCCUGAAAAUUCAGCUGGACAGAGGGGUAAUAGAGCAAGCAGCAACUUGUUGAGCCCCAAAGUUCUGGGCAUAGCUAUCGCACGAUAUGACUUUUGUGCAAGAGACAUGAGAGAACUCUCUUUGUCGAAAGGUGAUGUGGUGAAAAUUUACACAAAAAUGAGUGUAAACGGCUGGUGGAGAGGAGAAGCAAAUGGAAGGGUGGGCUGGUUUCCAUCAACAUAUGUGGAAGAGGAUGAAUGACUUCAAUCCUAAUUUUGCAGUCUGGAUCAGAAAUUUCAGGGACGAGUGAUGAACAAAAAAACCACAAAGCAUUAUGAACUGAUUGAAGUAUUUGAAAGGCUGCAUUUCUGGCUAAUCAACAUCCUUCCUCCUCCUGUCUUCUCCAGUCUUAAUGUUGGGAUUUCUAAAGAUGCUCAUACUGACAGAUUAAUGGCUUGCCUAGAGUUGGGCAAGAAACAACCUGCCAGUCUGUCAUCAUCUGGGACCAGUGCAAAGCCAAAACCUUCUCUUCUCAGAAGAACUCAGCAAAUACGUUUCUUUAUGUUUCCUUUCACUUCUUUCAUAGACCACUGUCAAUGCCAGCCAUUAGUAAAUGUUUAAUGCACCUUUACUUCUCCUCCCUUCCUGUCUCAUCACACUCCUCUUCCCUUCCCUAGUCAUUGAAAUCUUUGAUGGUACAAAGAACUAGAGCCUUUUACCUAUCAUAGCACAAAGCAAAAUCAGAGUUCUGUCACAUAGACCACUUAUGUGAAAAGUUUAGUCACUUGUCUUAAAAUAUCAGUGAGGCUACUUACCCCUUCACAAAUACUUUUUGUCUUACAGAUUUUCCUGGCAGAAAUACCUGUGAAAACUUCUAAGUUUUCUAUCUACUUUGUGUAAGAGUUGAGAUAUUUGAAGUGAUGUCUUUUUACUCCUUGCCUUGGCAAGUGAAAUUUUUUUUUUUUUUGAAAACUGAAUUUAAAAAAAAAAAAAGCAAACCUUAUUACUAAAUCCAGAGAACUAUUUGUGAUUUUGUAAGGUGGUUGUGGCAACUUUGUACUGAAGUUUUUGAGGAAAACUUGGCUCGGUAUCCUUUUGGUGGCUUCUAGCCAGCUGAUCACAGUGUCUGUGUUUACAUCAGCCAGAUCAAGGGCUAUAUUGAUAAAUGUCACUUCUAGACAAAUAUCAUCUACAGGAAAUAUUUCCUCCUCCCUUCUCCUCUCUCUCUCUCUCUCUCUCUCUCUCUCUCUCUCUCUCUCUCAUAUUUCUCCUCCCCCAAAUCUGUGACAUAUACUACAUUGCUCCCCUUGAAACUUCCAAUGCAAAAGACUGAAGGAUUGCUAACAGCACAAAUCCUUCUGUUGUGAUUUCUAGAAGAAAGAGUACAUGACUAUGGCUUUCAUUCUCAUUCAUGUCUCUGAAUUUCAAAGCUAAAUAAAGACUCACCUAAUGUUUUCUUGGGAGAGCUUAAGACUUCUCCCAAUUGUCUUUAAAUUUGUGGGCCAUUUUGGGUCACACAAUAGCACCUAAAUGAUGUUAAAUGACUGGCAGAGUAGUCUGCUCAGUGAUUUGCUUGUACCUCUUCUGUAAUGGAAAUAGAAUUAUUCUCUGGUGCUGUGAUAUCAUCAUCAGUUCAUGCAAACAUAUAUCUGUAUAUAUAACAUAUCUAUACACAUGUAUAUAUAUGUAUGUUUACAUAUAUACAAUGUGUGUAUAUAUGUGUGUGUGCACACACAUAUCCCUCUUGUUACCAGACGCUACAUAUCUCUUGAUAUUUAGAUGAAGAGGACUGCAUCAUGCACAUUUUGAAAGAAUUUGCUUCUUGCAAAGAAUGAAGAUGUUUUGGCUUUAGCUAAAUCUAAAUGAGAACUUUCAGAAAAGAAAAUUGAGAUCACCUCUGAAAUGAAGCAAUCAUGAUGUACUCCCCCAUAAUUAUAUGUAGCAAAACCCUGUGCACAUUGAAGGAGAUGCAUUGAUCUGGGUGGAGAUUUUUGUGGAUAGAAGUUUCUCAUAUAGGAUAGAUUCAGGAAGUUUACCUCAGAAUUAUGUAAACUGUGAUUGUGUUCAAAAAAUACUGUGUAAUGAUGGCACCAUUUUGUGUAUUUGUCAAUGUGGACAUGAGCACUAGAGUGUAUUUUGUAAAAUGAUUUGUACAGUAAAGUUACCUGGAAGGAUUUUUUUUUUUUUUUUUUUUACUUCAUGUUCUAUGAUGCCUAAUAUAGCAUCAGCUACCACCAUGGGUCAAGUGUGUCUGUGUCUUAGCAGAGCAAUGUGGGAGAAGGAGCAACAUAACACAUGGGUCCCAUGUCUUAGCAUGGACUUUUUUUUGGCAAGUUGACCCACUUCUUUAAAACCAGCCUCUGCUCUUCUAUUUUCAUUUUGCUGGUGUGGAAACUUGCACAGAAGAUGGGUUUUUUUUAAAGCCAUGUUGGGUCCCCCUUUUUCGUAAGAUACUGGCUGUACCCUUUUUUUGUCUGUGUUGAAUGCCCUGUAUUGGAAAAGUUAAAUGCUGCAUAUUCACGUGCAUUUCUAAUACCAAAGACAUAACUCAAGGCUAUAAAAGUCACCAGUCACCUCUUCCCCUGCGCUUUGUCUUGCCUAGAUGCAGCUCUUGCUGUCACACCUUGAAUCUUCAUCAGUAGUGCUUCAAAGUUUGUAAUAUUUUGUAAAUAUGUCAAUACAAUAAAGUAGUUACAACUUG
Messenger RNA from Sarcophilus harrisii (Tasmanian devil), 5414 nucleotides. It is a transcript of the gene VAV3, whose product is annotated as vav guanine nucleotide exchange factor 3. Lineage: Eukaryota; Metazoa; Chordata; Mammalia; Dasyuromorphia; Dasyuridae. The transcript is spliced from 27 exons. Gene Ontology annotation, molecular function: guanyl-nucleotide exchange factor activity; protein binding. The record is from RefSeq and is a predicted model, not a curated record. Gene Ontology annotation, biological process: cell migration; intracellular signal transduction; regulation of GTPase activity. Bases 434 to 2974 code for a protein of 846 amino acids. Gene Ontology annotation, cellular component: plasma membrane; cytoplasm.